Messenger RNA from Photinus pyralis (common eastern firefly), 702 nucleotides. RefSeq lists its product as uncharacterized. The record is from RefSeq and is a predicted model, not a curated record. Lineage: Eukaryota; Metazoa; Arthropoda; Insecta; Coleoptera; Lampyridae. Gene Ontology annotation, molecular function: nucleic acid binding. The coding region runs from base 67 to 702 and encodes 211 amino acids. The transcript has 3 exons.
UUCCACAAACCAAACUGUUCUUUUCAGAACAACUUUUUGUCGUACUGUGAAGCGUUAUUUAUUACGAUGACGAAGAAUUUGGGUAGCACUGCUAAAAAAAUGGUAGCAUCUUUAAUUCUGUAUUUUGAACAAGAGCGUGACCAUGGAGGGCCCUUGUUACCUUUGCAGGCAGUAAGAGAGAGAGUGGCACAAGCUUUAAGUAUCAGUAUCUCCACGGUCAGUACCAUAUCAGCGGCAGUGAAGAAGAAUGAAGUGUUGACGUCGCCUUUAAAGAAUCGUCCUCGCCUUAAACCUGUGACAGAUGUAUCUAAUUUGAACGUCGAUGGUAUUAGAAACACAAUUUAUGAAAUGUACGAAAACAAAGUGCAUGUUACAUUGGCAUCUGUGCAUGAACAGCUUCGUGAAAAAGUCAUUUUUCAUGGUUCAUUGGCAUCAUUGCGAACAGUGCUAAAAGAAAUUGGAUUUAAAUGGAAAAAAGACGAGCCCAGGCGAGGUCUAAUGGAACUACCCCAUGUGGCAAGUAAAAGAAUUCGUUUUCUGCGCCAAUACAAAGAUUUCAAGGAAAAAGAUUUGUACCAAUUUGUUUUUCUUGAUGAAACGUGGAUAUUCCAAAAUGGCACUAUACAACGCUCAUGGCAAGAUAGUAAUGAAAGAAGUGUGAAAACCAUCAAAACUGAUGGAAAGCGGUUGGUUUAUUAUUAA